This is a messenger RNA of Brenthis ino (lesser marbled fritillary), 1590 nucleotides long. The record is from the annotation of a GenBank genome assembly. Lineage: Eukaryota; Metazoa; Arthropoda; Insecta; Lepidoptera; Nymphalidae.
AUGUUCUGGAUAAAAAUUAUUAGUUCUAUUCUCAUUUUGGGUGUUUUGUCUAAAAUUGAGGCUUACGAUGACUUUGAAGACUUGGAGGAUAUGGACGAUGACUACUUCGAUUAUUAUAAGGGCUAUGAUAAUGGACAAACAACCGCAACUAGUAAAGACGAUGAAUUCGCCAACAACAGAGUUAGAAGAUACCAAGAGAAGAAGAUGAUUAAAACAUUGAGUCCAAAGGAGAUUAGAGAAGUUAGAGGAGCAUUACACCAGUUGCUGUCUGGAAUUGGUGUUGAAAAUCCGUUUACCCCAUACACUACACUGUCAGACGAUUAUUCAAAUUUUGAUGAAUUUACUUCAAUCAUACCAUACUCAUACAUUACACGUGAAACAAUAUUAUCUACUUUCAACGAAUCUAGGAUAAUAACACUCGAUAAGCCUUCAACGUAUUUUACGAAACUUUUAACCAAAUCAUACAAACGUAAGAGAAUUGAAAAGAAAAAUAUAAAUUAUAAAAAAGUCACUCCAUCUAGAACACUGAAAAAUUUAAAGAAUGUUUCAAAACAGAAACACAAGAGCACACCAAUGGAUGAAGAGUUAGAUGAUAUCGAAGACUAUUUACCCGCAGCUGAUGACAGCGUUGCAUAUUUUAGAAGAGUUUUACAGACGGGUACAUCUACAACUACAACUACUACUACACAAUCACCAAAUACAACAACACAACCAACGACGACAACACAACCAACGACGACAACACAACCUACGACAACAACACAGCCUACGACGACAACACAACCUACGACGACAACACAACCAAAGACAACUACAUCAGCCAAGACAACAACACCAGCCGAGUCAACAACAUCAACCAAACCAUCAACAUCAGAUGAUGAAAACAACUCAUCAAGACUGACUGAACAGAGUUCAUCUACUGUGAUGACUUAUGAAGAAACAUCCACAAUAACAACUACAGGAAAAAUGCCAAAAUCAACUAAACGUUCGGAGCUAGAUAUACCUCGUCUUUUGGAUAUAAUCGCGGGCUUAGCAAGUGAGUUCGAAACAAAUUUGACGAGAAAAUUAAAUGAAACUUUGUUGAACAUGUCGAUACCUACGUGUUCCACCCCGACCACUGAGCCGCCGGUUACCUCGGAGUAUGAUUCCAAUUAUACAGGAGCAACUAUUGCAAAGUGUUUCGUCUGUGGCCUGGACAUCCCCGGUAUCCCGGUAGAGGCCCACUGUGCGGAUGCUUUCGCCGGUGACUUCCUUCCUUUGGUGCCUGUAGAUCCCACCGCAAAGGGAAAGAUAUCGAGGUUUAGGAAAUAUUGCAAAUAUUCAAACAUACCAGGUUAUAAGUUAAAUCGGACACAUCCGCGUAAUAUUUACGGGCGGUGGACGGGGGGAUGCGCGGUGCGGUGGAUCGAUCUAAGCGGAGUGUACACGCAGAGGACAUGUCGCAACAGAUUGCAGCCUACCAUGGGCAAGCACUAUGCAAAAUAUAGAGAAUGGUUGCAUUAUCAGUCCGAUGGCAACACUCGUGCCUCUCUCUCGGGCGGUGUCUCUGUACGCGCGUUUUCACGCCUGCGUCUGCACCGGCAGCUGGUG